Messenger RNA from Acanthopagrus latus (yellowfin seabream), 1771 nucleotides. RefSeq names its product solute carrier family 45 member 2 (gene slc45a2). The record is from RefSeq and is a predicted model, not a curated record. The transcript is spliced from 7 exons. Gene Ontology annotation, molecular function: sucrose:proton symporter activity. Bases 1 to 1698 code for a protein of 565 amino acids. Lineage: Eukaryota; Metazoa; Chordata; Actinopteri; Spariformes; Sparidae. Gene Ontology annotation, cellular component: membrane.
AUGACCCUUCUAUCAGAGGACCAGUCUGUGAGGCCCCAGGCCUGCCGGGUCCCGGAGCCUGGCAAACACACUUCUUUGCACCAGUACUCAACAGACUACUCCAAAGAGGACUACGUGGACAGUGUGGACAGUGCUGUGUUCGGCGCAGUGGAGCCCCCCAGGCGCUCCCGGGGGCGCCUCAUCCUCCACGGCCUGGUCAUGUUCGGAAGGGAAUUCUGCUACGCCGUGGAGGCAGCGUUCGUCACACCCGUGCUCCUGAGCGUGGGUCUUCCUCGCAGCCUGUACAGCCUGGUGUGGCUGAUCAGCCCCAUCCUGGGCUUCCUGCUGCAGCCCAUCAUCGGCUCGGCCAGCGACUACUGCCGCUCGUCGUGGGGCAGGCGGAGGCCUUACAUCCUGGUCCUGGGCAUCCUCAUGCUGCUGGGAAUCACCUUGUUCCUGAACGGGGAUGCUGUCAUCUCAGCGCUGAUCACGGACAGGUCGCAGAAGAGUGUGUGGGCCAUCGUGGUGGUGAUGUUCGGCGUCGUGCUGUUCGACUUCGCCGCAGACUUCAUCGACGGGCCCAUCAAGGCCUACCUGUUCGACGUGUGCUCACAUCAGGACAAGGAAAGAGGCCUGCACUACCACGCUCUCCUCACAGGUCUGGGCGGAGCGUUUGGCUACCUGGUGGGUGCGAUGGACUGGGGUCACUCGGUGAUCGGGCAGCUCCUGGGCACCGAGUACCAAGUCAUCUACUUCUUCUCAGCGUUGACCUGGGGCAUCUUCCUCACCAUGCACCUGUUCAGCAUUCCAGAGCAACCUCUGGACAAGGUGUCCCCUGCCCCUGACCUGUCACCUCCCAGUGCCCUCCGCCUACUGGGCUCCCACAGCAACGGCUACGGGGCGCUAACCAAAGAGCCCGUCUCUCCUGUAGUCCCGUGUGUCACAGACCUCAGGCCUCGGUCUUUCUCUGCACUGGGGGAGGCCAACUCUGUGACCUCCAGCGCCAAGCAGCCAAACAAGGAGGCCCAGAAGAGGAUGACAUUCAGGUCACUGAUGAAAACCGUCAGCAAUAUGCCGAGCCACUACCGCUACCUGUGUGUCAGUCACCUGCUGGGAUGGACAGCUUUCCUCUGCAACAUGCUCUUCUUCACUGAUUUUAUGGGACAGAUUGUCUACAAGGGAAAUCCAUAUGCAGACCAUAACUCCACAGCCUACAUCACGUAUGAGAGAGGGGUGGAAGUGGGCUGCUGGGGACUGUGUAUCAAUGCCGUGUCUUCUGCUCUCUACUCCUAUGUGCAGCGGUGCCUCCUCCCGUACAUCGGCCUGAAGGGAUUAUACUUCAUGGGCUACUUUAUGUUCGGCAUGGGCACCAGCCUGAUCGGCCUCUUCCCCAACAUCAUCGCCACGCUCAUCCUCUGCAGCGUGUUCGGCGUCAUGUCCAGCACGCUCUACACCAUCCCGUUCAACCUGAUAGCCGAGUAUCAGCGCGAGGAAGAGGAGCAACUGAAGCUGCGAGGAAACACUGAAACCCCGCGGGGCACCGGCGUGGACUGCGCCGCGCUCACCUGCAUGGUCCAGCUGGCUCAGAUCAUCGUGGGCGCGGGGCUCGGCGCUCUGGUCAACAUGGCGGGAAGCGUGAUCGUUGUGGUCCUCUCGGCGUCGACCAUGUCUCUGUUUGGCUGCAUCUUCAUCGCCCUCUUCAUCAGAUAUGUGGAAUGAUACUGCUUAUAUAAAAAAAAGUAUUUUUAAGCUAUUGUUUUAUUAAAUAAAGAUUCUUUAUUAUAUCCUUAAA